This is a messenger RNA of Drosophila navojoa, 684 nucleotides long. RefSeq lists its product as uncharacterized. NCBI's taxonomy places the organism in Eukaryota, Metazoa, Arthropoda, Insecta, Diptera, Drosophilidae. The record is from RefSeq and is a predicted model, not a curated record.
AUGUUGGAGGACAUGGGAAGGAGUAGGGAAAGUGGAGGUCGACAGCAGCUCGAGCAGGAGCGACAUCCUUGUCCACUGGCCGGCUGUGGGGCUCUGCUGGCAGAGAGUGAGCUGCUGGCGCACCUGUUCAACGAGCACAUGACGGAGACGCCGCGCAAGCCAAUGGAGUUCGCGCUGCGCAUGCGCCGGGUGGACACGGGGGAGCGAACGCUGCUGCUGCUGGUGCAUUGGCAGCUGCCGGUCGGGCAGGAUCAGUGCCUGGGCGUGCUCAACUGGACGGGCAGCGCUCGGCGGUGUCUGUUCGAGCCGCAGCGCCAUCUGCAGUUCGGCCAAGCCGCACUCGCCGCCUGCCUGCCGGUGCUGGUGAUGGCCCGAAGGACCACGUGGUCGGCCCUGGUGGCCGAGUGCCCGGAGCUGGACAACGGCCAUCCCAGCCGGGACAACAUGGUCUAUCUCUUCUGGCUGCUGGCGCCGGCCACAAGGCAGCCCGUUCAUGCCAGCCUCGGCUUCAUCAAUCGCAAGCUCCAGUGCGGCCUGCGCGUCCUCUGCCAGCUGCGCGGCCUGGGCAGCCGACGUCAGCUCAGUCAGCAAUGGCUGAUGCUGAGCGAGAGCCAGAUGGAUCAGAUGUGCUGUCCGCAUGGCAGUAGCUGCUUCGUCGAGCUGGUCAUCAUCGGAGGUGGCUGA